Heterobasidion irregulare TC 32-1 is the source of this 1056-nucleotide messenger RNA. RefSeq lists its product as uncharacterized. Bases 1 to 1056 code for a protein of 351 amino acids. NCBI's taxonomy places the organism in Eukaryota, Fungi, Basidiomycota, Agaricomycetes, Russulales, Bondarzewiaceae. The transcript is spliced from 4 exons. The record is from RefSeq and is a predicted model, not a curated record. Gene Ontology annotation, biological process: rRNA processing; box C/D snoRNP assembly. Gene Ontology annotation, cellular component: R2TP complex; ribonucleoprotein complex; cytoplasm.
AUGGCCUCCCUCCAGAUCUCUCUCAAGCCGUCGCCCGCGUUCUGCAUCAAGUCUGCAGCCCUCGAGCCCGGCGUGUUCAACGCGCAUGCCUCGCCGCAGCACCCUCGCGCUCUCGCCGUGCCAAAGGGGCUCAAGGUGUUCGUCAACAUAGCAUGGGAUAAGAACGCACCGCCGCCACCAGAAGGCUCUGAAGAGGCCAUACAACGAGCGAUGCAAGGACAGGAGCUUGAUGGUCUCCACCCGGGCGACUGGUAUGUCCCCGUCAUUGUUUCAGGCGGGAGAGAAGACAAAGACAAAGCGGGCAAAUCGGCCCUCGUCUUCGACUGUGUAUUUAACUCGUCACUCAAGGGUCGCACGCUCAAAGACCUAGCGUUCAAGACCUUCCUCAUCGAACUCGCGCUGCAGCGCAUCGAGGCCGAGAGCUCGCUCCUGCUCUCCCGUACGCUUGGAACCCCGAACAUCCCGUCCAAGGGCGCGCUCCAGCCCCGUACCGUCUCCGUCCCGGCUGCGCUCUUCCCACCCUCGCACCCCCUGCGCCAAGCCGCCUCGGCCGCGCCCGCAAAAAAGCUCAUCGAGGAGAUCGCCUCCCCAUCGACCCCGCCCCCACCCCCACCCCCUGCCGCUUCGGCACGACCCAAGAAGGGAAUCCUAAAAAACACGGCGCGCGGGAACGCCGGCGCGCGCCCGGACGCGGCUGGGUCGACAACAGCUCCCGACGCGGGCACGCGCGCGGCGCAGGACCUUGCGCUCGAGACGCCCGAGUGGAGCUGGACGCCGCGUGACGACGGGCGACUGUGCAUCGCCAUCCGGGUCCCCAAGCUGACCCACGCCGACGUCCCCCGCGCCGAGCUCGACCUCGAGCCCCGCGCGAUCCACCUCCGCGUCCCCACGCUCUACGCGCUCGACGUCGACCUAGACCUCCCCGACGCCGCCCUCCCGCCCUCCCCGCCCGCAACGCGCGCCGCGCUCGAGCUCAAGCGCGCACGCGACCUCGACGUGGACGGCGCGCGGGCCGAGUGGCGCGUCGCCGAGGGCCGGCUGCUGCUUUUCGCCUGA